Molecule: messenger RNA, 7167 nt
Organism: Rasamsonia emersonii CBS 393.64
Lineage: Eukaryota; Fungi; Ascomycota; Eurotiomycetes; Eurotiales; Trichocomaceae
Product: Non-specific serine/threonine protein kinase
Exons: 23
Coding region: 1-7167 (2388 amino acids)
Biological process (GO): DNA damage checkpoint signaling; telomere maintenance; protein phosphorylation
Cellular component (GO): nucleus
Molecular function (GO): protein serine/threonine kinase activity; protein binding
Source: RefSeq, a predicted model, not a curated record
AUGGCCGCUCGAGAUGGAUCAAGGUCUCGAAACCCGGGAGCUGGAAGCUCCAAAUCCGAACCGACCUCUUCCAUAUUCAACGCGCAGUUCCAGCCACGCUUAUCGUCCGAAGCACAUGGGACGUUCUCACAGCUGCGAAAGCUCAUUGAGGGGAGACACAGCACUCAGCUUCGCUUAGGUGAUAGCGUCAAAAAUGUUCACACAUUGAUAUGCCUUUCCCUGAAAGUCGGUCUUGAAAAUGAAGCUAAGAAGGAUAUUAUUGAGACUGACAAAGAACGGCACAUCUUAGACUGUUUGGAUGUUAUACAAAUGGUCAUUGAGACGGCAUGCCAAGCCUUGGUUGAGAAAUUGGAUCCAGAGCUCCUAGAACAAGACAUACAUGUGCCAUUGUAUGCUUGGCUAAUCAUCCAGUUAAUUGACCUGAACAGCAAAUCGCGGCUAAGGAGCGUAGAGGAGAAGAUUCACAGCCUCCUCUCAAGCAUUGUUCGCUGCCAACAUGAAGUGUCUCACUUGUGCUAUUCUCGCUACUACUUUUCUGCAUUUCUAGGUGCUUUGGCUACUGAUAUCCUAGCAUCGCUGGAAACUCUAGAUUUGCCAGAUCUAGGAGAGUCCAACAUCGUGGUACCUGGUCCCGGAGGGUCACUUGUUACAGAUUUAGACAGGUUGGGAUUACCUCGCGACCUCUUCCGGAAUAAGCUUCGUCUUGGGCUAUUCCCUCAAGCAACAUUUUCGCUUCUUCAACUAUUGCAUUCGAUGAUGCCGAAGUUCAUGAACAGCUCCCAGAGUUUCCCGACAUCUGCCAUUCAACAGGAUUUGGCUUGGAUUCUGAACUUAUAUCAACGACUGUGGAGAGUCAUUCUCCGGUGGAUUCGCGCCUUCGGAGCGAGUUUUCACCAGACCAUGGUUGAGAUAGUGGUACAGUUCCUUACAUGUAUUCAGAGAUGUACUGAGAACUCCUCGGCCAUAACCAGGAUGAUAUCACUGGACGCCAAAGCCAGUAGCAUUUGGCUUCAAAGUUUGGCGGACAUCUUUUCUAUUCAAACAUUCUGCCAAGAUUCUGUCAUUCAGCUUACCUUGACUCAGUGUCUCGAAAACGUCUUGGAAUUUGUCCGGCGCUCGCCAGCGCUACCUGGUGGAAAAGAGAAUCAGACUAAUGUCCGGGAUUAUUUAGAUUUCGAGCCAGAAAACCGAGCAAGGAAACGCAUCCGCCUUUCGCGAAGUCAGAUUGAUUCCUGUGGCACCAGUCUUUUCCAAAAGCUUGUGAACAAGGCUUGCAAGCUUAUAGGUAACGAAACGCCAAUGGAUUUACAUGGAUUAAGUGGUUCUGUAUUAACUAUUGGGAAAAUUCCCUGCGCCGCAGUCGGUCUCUUGUCGGAGUCAUAUUCCGACAACGACGAGGAAAUAGAAACCUUUCAUUGUCGCAUCUGCGACGCUGGGCGAGCUGAUUCAGAUCUUGUGCUACCUUGGCAUAGCCCAAAAUUUGACGAAAUACGGCAGACAUUAUGGGAUUUAAUGCCAACUCUUGCACGCACUUCGACCCUCAGAAUAGCAUCAAUGCUUACCAUACGCAGACUUCUAAAUCAUGAGCCGGAGUAUGGCCGCUUGUCGAUCAAGUCUUCGGCCUUCGGCGAAGUGUGUCUUCAUUCCCUGAAAAGCUCAUCUAGAGAACUUCGAUUAGUCUCUGGGAACAUUCUUCCUUGUUUUGUGCGCAGAUGCGUGGAUCUCGAGCUCCGUCGGCGCAACUUUGUUAUAAUUUUUGAGUGCCUGAAGAAUCUUUCUGAAAAGAAGGACGUUCCUUAUCAGGAGACUUGUAUUAUAACUCUUUGCCGAUUAGCUGAGGUUUCGGGAGAUGAAGAAUUAAACAUUAUUCUCCUUCGUCUGCUGGAAUACUUCGGGCACACAAAUCCAUAUGUUUGUGCGGUAGCGUACACAGAACUCGCAAAGCUCGCACAGCUCCUUUCGACGACUCCUGCAAGUCUCCUUCGUCCUUUCUGGAGGUCUUUGUCGAUCACAGUUGUCAAGAACCUACAAACUCGCCCACAUAUGGCAGAACAGCUUUGCGAUCUCUUGGGAAUGGGAGUGGAUGAUCUUCUCAGAUUGACCGAGGUUCAUAUUCUACCGUAUCUGGUGCUAACGCGUAAACGGGAUAUUAUUGCGAGAAUCGGGGCAAGCUACCAGACGGCAAAGUCUCCGUUUGAACUGUGCACGGAGAAAAAUAACUUGGCUUCGAUCCUUGCCUUUUUAUUGAGCCAACCUUCAUCGGAUCCUGAAGGAAUGAUUCUUUCACUUUUCGCAGAUGUAGAUCCGGAAUUCCAAAACCGCUCGCUCGCAGCGUUCCUCAGAACGGAGCCCAUUCUCAUUGCUCGUGAUCUUUUGAAGUAUCUUGGCGAUGCCGGAGAGGACAAAGAGUCGAGGAUUCAUCGGGCUCUUCAUCUAUUAGCGAGUUAUGUGCCAAGGAAAUCGGCCCCAGGUCCUGCGACUUCGAAGCAUCCGAACGUAUUGGGAAAUUUCAUAGAGGAGCACAUACUAGGGAUCAUCACUGAAUUUGCAGAUGCUAUUAAUGACGCACAAGUCCGACUGCCGAUCAUGGAGAAGAAGCGCAACAUUCUAGCAAUUGGAGAAAUGAUUAAAAUUGCAAGAGGUCACAUAAACAGCGCGUUGCCACAGAUUUGUGCUUGCCUUAGAUCUGCCCUUGAUAUUGAGGAACUCUGUGACCAUGCCUUUGGAGCUUGGUGCAUUCUCAUUACUUCCCUUGAUGAAGAGGAAGUUGUACCACUUAUUGAUCAAACUUUCGCAAUCAUUAUUCGAUAUUGGCAGAAUUUCCAAGAUGGAGGUAAGCAGGGGGCAAUCACACUUGUGGACCACAUAUUGCGGAACCAUAGCCGCCUGGUGCGUGAUAUCUUUAAUACCAUGCCAUCGCUUUCAUCAAUCCCUGGGAUGGCACAGUUCGAAAAGCAAAUUGGCGAAUUGAAAGGGCAAAUGGAUGUUCGGAAUCAUUUCAUUGCGUUCAGCCGUCGCUGCCAAAGUGAGAAUGCCGCGGUUGUCGAACAAGCUUUGAAAGAGCUCGUCCCCUUUAUCAGAGAGAAUGAGGAUUUUCUGCAUGAAUCCGCUCUUAAUGAACAGCCUGACAGCGUUGUUGCGCUGCUGACUCGUUCCUUACUUGAUUGCUGCGUCAAAUUCAAAGGCAGCUCGGAUACCAUCACUAUUCUCUCAGCCCAGUGUCUGGGUCUGGUCGGCUGUCCAGACCCAAAUAGGGUUGAAUCAGUCCGAGAGAAAAAGGACAUUCUUGUUCUCUCUAACUUUAGUCGAAAGGAUGAAAUUUUCGACUUCGUUUUGUUCUUCCUCCAGCACGUGCUCGUGGAAGCAUUCCUAUCGGCGUCUAAUACUCGGGCGCAAGGCUUUCUUGCCUAUGCUAUGCAGGCCCUAAUGAAGGCGAGCAAAAUCGACCCAAGCAUCACUAUUCCGUCCCGUAAUAUCGAAUUGAACGAAAGACAUUGUCGCUGGCAGGCUCUCCCUGAGACUGUGCGCAACAUUCUGACUCCAUUUCUCACAUCGAAGUACACAGUAACGGUUGGCGCGAUUAAAACAAAUUGCAGCUACCCAUUAUUCUCUCCCACCAUGAGCCAUGGAGAAUGGCUUCGGAGAUUUGUACUAGAUCUAUUACAGAAGGGGACCAAUGAAAAUGUGCGGGCGAUUUUCGCGAUCUGCAGCAGAAUUAUCCGAGGCCAAGAUAUCUCUAUAUCCUCUUUCCUUCUCCCAUUUGCGGUUCUGAAUGUCGCAGUAGACGGCACAGAAGUUCAGCAGAGGGAGGUACGAGAUGAAAUGACGAGAGUUCUCUCGCAUCCUCUUCCGGACAACAAUACUCGAAUGAGAGAGAACAUCAUAUUUUGCAGCGAGAGUAUCUUCAGCGUACUUGACUAUCUCUCAAGAUGGCUUCAGGGAAAGAAAAAGCAAAACGCUACAGUCACAAACCAUGUGUCAGGCAGUCGAGUUCACAAGGAUACAACACUCGACACGUCAUCUGCCCAAAUUAAAAGUGUCGAACAACUCUUAUCAUCAAUUCCCCCUGAAGUCAUUUCUAGGAGAGCUGUGGAAUGUAAAUCGUUCUCAAGGGCACUUUUCCAUUGGGAGCAGUACAUCCGACAGUGUAAAAGCCGCCUAGAUAAACAGAAUCAUGCUGAGCUUGAGCCACUUUAUCAACGCCUUCAAGAUAUCUACACGCAAAUAGACGAACCUGACGGUAUUGAAGGCAUAUCUGCACAUUUACAUGUGCUGAAUAUCGAUCAGCAGGUUCUCGAGCAUCGCAAAACAGGAAGAUGGGUUGCAGCUCAAAGUUGGUAUGAAUUGCAGCUAGAAACAGACCCAGAAAAUAGUGACGCUCAGUGGAACUUGCUUACCUGCCUCAAAGAAUCUGGACAACAAGGUAGUUAUCCCAACGGAAAACACCUUUCACUGGUAUUCAUGUUAACUUCUACAGAUGCCCUUCUCAACCAGUUCGAAGUAUUCAGACAAACCGAAGCACCCUUGUCUAAACUUCUGCCACUCGCUGUGGAAGCUUCCAUAAUGACAGGAAAAUGGAGUAAACUAAGUGAGUAUCUGCAAAUGUGUUCUCAGGAGAAUACUGGAGAUUUCAACAUUGGCAUCGGAUCUGCUCUCGAUGCUCUUCGUCACAACAACAAGGCCGCGUUUCAAGAAAUCAUCAAUAACCUGCGGCACACUACCGCGAAGUCUCUAACUGCAAAUUCGGUAACCUCUCUGCAGUCAUGCCAUGGUAGCCUUCUUCAACUGCAUGCUUUGGCCGAAGUAGAAGCGAUUGCGAAUGCGGGCCUAGAAGGGUACCCUUCACGAUCUAAAGUCCUCGAUACUUUGGAUCGUCGCUUGGACGUUAUAGGGGUUUAUAUCCCGGAGAAACAAUACCUCCUGGGAUUACGACGAGCCGCUAUGGAGCUUUCGAAUGGAUUUUCCGAAUCUGAUAUAGCUGCAGCAUGGCUUAUGAGUGCACGUCUGUCUCGAAAGAAUGACUGUACUGGUCAGGCAUAUCACUACGUGCUGCACGCAGCGCAGCUGAAAGAUAAAUCAGCCACGAUUGAACACGCUCGACUGCUCUGGAAAGAUGGUCAUCAUAGGAAAGCGAUUCAGACUUUGAAGGGGGCAAUAGCGGCCAACGCUUUUGUUUCCCAUGACUAUGCACCCAUGGAGACUGAUUCUGUUUCCAUUACUUCGAACCGGGAACAACAUCAAAACAUGCUUGCUGCAACGGCCCACCUACUACUGGCCAAAUGGACCGACCGAGCAGGUCAAACUCAGUCGGAUGUCAUUGUCCAGAGAUACCGUGAAGCUAUCAAACUCCACACUAGGUGGGAAAAGGCACAUUACUACCUUGGUAAACAUUACAACAAAAUCCUGGAGUCCGAGAAGGCGAAGCCUCUGGGUAAAGAAGCUCAAAUUUAUCUGAGCGGGGAAGCUUCGAAACUCGUAAUAGAUAACUACCUCCGUUCGCUUGCCCACGGAAACAAAUAUGUGUUCCAGACAUUACCCAAGGUUCUGACCCUAUGGUUGGAGCAUGCAUCCGUUGUUGACCAGCCAUUUGAUCCAAAACGUGGAGACAAUGUAGAAUUUCAGAAACAUAGCAUGGCUCAACGGAAAAAGAGCUUGGACGAUAUGCAUUCCCAGCUGAAAAAAUAUUUGAACCGAAUGCCUGCUGCACUGUUGUUUACUAUCCUUAAUCAAGUUGUUGCUCGAAUUUGCCAUGCGAAUCACACAGUCUACGAUCUUUUAACAAGAAUUGUGGUGAAGACGGUCAGCGCUUUCCCACAACAAGGCCUAUGGACUGUCUUGGCUCUGGUUAAAUCUUCGUCCAAAGAGCGUGCUUCCAGAGGCAUCACAUGUCUUCAAAAAAUAACCGAAGCAACGAAAAAGUCAAAAACGGAGGCGUCGGCAGCUGAUAUGAGGUCGAUGAUUAACCAAGGACAGAAAUUUUCCGAGGAACUACUUAGGUUGUGUGUUGCUCGUGUCGAAGAAAAAGUAUCAAAAAUAAGUCUGGCGCGGCACCUUGGCUUUAACCACAAAGUGGCUCCUUGUCGGAUGGUGAUACCUUUCCAGACAAUGUUAACUCCGAGUCUACCGGCCACUCAUGACUCAGAUUAUCUGAAGAGCUUCAGAGCCUUCCCGCGUGACGCUGUCACUAUUGAAAGUGAGUUGCAGAAAGGGGGAAAGAAAAGAAACGUUCAGCGAAGGGUUGAGCUGACUUUAUCAGCUGUCCUCGAUGAUGCGCAGGUCCUUAGUUCUCUGCAAAAGCCCCGGAAGAUCAGCAUCAGAGGCUCCGAUGGGAAAGUCUAUAAUCUCCUUUGCAAACCCAAGGACGAUCUUCGCAAAGACCAGAGACUUAUGGAAUUCAAUAACAUGAUCAAUAGAUUCCUGAAAAAAGAUGUAGAAUCGACAAAGCGGCGCCUGUACAUCAAAACCUAUGCCGUUACGCCCCUGAACGAAGAAUGCGGGCUGAUUGAAUGGGUGGACAAUUUACGAACUCUGCGAGAGAUAGUCAUCAGACUUCUCCGAGAAAGAGGCAUCGUCCCGAAUUAUAAUGAAAUCAAGCAUUACCUGAACGAAGCUUGCUCUGAUAUCUCAAAGCUCCCAUUGUUCACAACGAAAGUCUUGGCAAGGCUUGGGGACAGGCACGGCGAGAACAUACUCUUCGAGGAAGGUUCCGGAGGUAUCUUGCAUGUAGACUUCAAUUGCCUUUUUGACAAGGGAUUGACGUUUGAUAAACCGGAAUUGGUGCCAUUCCGGCUUACUCACAACAUGAUCGAUGCUUUUGGUGCUUAUGGUUAUAAUGAACUAGGGCCAUUUCGGCGAACUUGCGAAAUCACACUCAGCCUACUAAGGCAAAACGAAGAUGCUCUUAUGACUAUACUGGAAACCUUCCUUUAUGAUCCUACAACGGACUUCAUUGGUAAGAAGCCGGGGAAUAUCAAGCGGAGGACGCAUGUAAACGUGCCUGAGACACCCGAGGGUGUUCUAGAAUGCGUGAGGAACAAACUCAGAGGGUUGCUACCUGGCGAAUCUGUUCCAUUAUCCGUGGACGGUCAUGUGGAUGAACUAAUUAUGCAAGCUACCGACAAGAAGAAUUUGGCAGCUAUGUACAUUGGGUGGUGUGCAUUUUUCUAG